Messenger RNA from Gossypium raimondii (Peruvian cotton), 1676 nucleotides. RefSeq names its product protein ABIL2. The record is from RefSeq and is a predicted model, not a curated record. Bases 364 to 1314 code for a protein of 316 amino acids. Lineage: Eukaryota; Viridiplantae; Streptophyta; Magnoliopsida; Malvales; Malvaceae. The transcript is spliced from 10 exons.
AUACAAAAGGCCACACAUCAAAAGAGGAUUAAGUUUUUAAGUAAAUACCGCACUGAAUGGCAAAUAAUGCGAAACUGGGGUUACAGAUUCAGAUCACCAUGAUAACAUCGGUUGUGUGAGUUGGUCUUGGAAUAUAAGUAUUAAUACUAUUGUGAGACGGUUAUUUAUGGACAAAAUCAAGAGACUCAACGGACCGAAGCAGACAGUAACAGUAACAGCAACAGCAACAGAUUUUAAGGUUAUAAAUGGGGAGCGGAUCCUUACUUAAAAGUUCCAGCUGCACAACAAGUGGAAAGACAAUAACAAGAUUAAGGCACGUUCUGUCCGAUCCACUGCACACAUUUAACAGCUAAAGCUGCUGCGAUGCCGCCUAUGUUUCGAGAAACAUCCAGUUCCGAUGAGGUUCUUAUGCAGCAAAGCUUGUUGUUCUCUGAAAGUCUCAAGGGUUUGAAGAAUCUGAGAACACAGCUAUACUCAGCAGCUGAGUAUUUUGAGGUAUCUUACACGAAUGAUGAUCAAAAGCAGAUGGUGGUAGAAACAUUGAAAGAUUAUGCCAUCAAAGCUCUUGUGAACACUGUAGAUCAUUUGGGUUCAAUGACAUACAAGGUUAAUGAUCUUUUGGACGAAAAUCUCGAACAGGUUUCAGGAACAGAGCUCCGAGUAUCUUGUAUCGAACAGAGGCUACAGACAUGCCGAGACUUAAUCGAUCGUGAAGGGCUUUCCCAACAGUCGCUGGUCAUUAAUAUGCCGAAGUACCAUAAACGGUACAUCUUGCCAGCUGGGGAAACCAUUAAUGGUGCAAACAGAACAAAGUUGAAAUUCGUAGGAUGUGGCCUAGACGAUGAAGAUGACUGGCAUCAGUUAAGGAAUGCUGUCCGCGCUACAAUUCAAGAAACCCCGACAUCUUCAGUCUCCAAAACCCCGAUGUUGUUCCGUGAUCAUUGCAGGAAAGGGCAUUCUCCAUCACUUUCUCCGCAGCCUCUGCAGCAAUCCGCAAUCUUUUCCUUUAUGGACACCAUGCGAGAGAAGCAAACAGUAUCACCGCAUCGGUUUCCGCUUUCACGGUCGGAAUCCAUCAGCAGGCCUACAACCCCAAAUAAGAGCCAGCCAACUACUCCGAAUUCAGCCAGUGUGAUGCAGCGGUAUCCAUCAGAGCCUCGAAAAUCAGCCUCGAUGCGUCUUCAAUCGGAGAAAGGUUGCCCCAAAGACAUUGAUCAGUAUCCAAACAAAAGUAAGAGAUUCCUCAAAGCAUUGCUUAGUCGUCCGAAAUCGAAGAAAGAUGAGAUGCUAUAUACUUAUCUGAACGAAUAUUGAGAAAAAUACCAAGGAUGACGAUGAUAGAGGGCCAAUAAAAUAGUCAGUGACGGUGGCAAAGAAACAAAGAGAGGGAAUCCAGUGAGGAAAGCCUCUACACUUGCACCCCUUCGUUCUUUAUUUUUGUUCAAAGAAGGCCAAAAAGUUCAGAUAUAAAAGAAGGAAAGUCUCUUCUAUCCACAACCAACGUAUAUUUUUUCCCUAGUAUUUCAAUGUUGGCCUGCAAUGAUGUGUGUGUAUGCAUUUAUCAUUGUUAACCAGACAUUGCAUGCAAUAUUGAUGGAAGCCUUUUUGAAGUUUAUGAAGGGUUGAGUUAGUUUUUACCAUUUAAAAUUCUAUCUAACAUGGUCACAGUUAUUUCA